This is a messenger RNA of Lactuca virosa, 453 nucleotides long. The record is from the annotation of a GenBank genome assembly. NCBI's taxonomy places the organism in Eukaryota, Viridiplantae, Streptophyta, Magnoliopsida, Asterales, Asteraceae.
AUGAAUUUCAUAGUUCUGUUUGUGAAUACUCUUUGUGAAUCAAGUUUAAGUGGUGUAUGUAACAUUAACAUAUUAAAGCACAUAUCAAGUGGAACUGAUAUCAAAAGUAUUGAUUGGUGCUCAUAUGUUUUGGACUGCCUCAUCAACACGAGUAGUUCAUUUGAACCUUACAAUGAUAAAAAACUCUUUUUCAGACCUUCUGCAUAUCUCGUGUUGUUGUAUCUUGACAGUAUUGAUUCUGAUGAAUUAAAGGUUGAGCGGACAAGACCAGUCAUUUGUUAUUGGAGCUCAGAAAAGAUAAAAUAUCGUGAAAAUCUGGAAAUGACUAUUGGAAGAUUUGGUUUUGGAGAUAUAAAUCCUCCUUUUAUAACAGAAGAUUGUAAACGAAUUUUUGUUGAUUUUGGAAGUGAUUUUGAAUAUAAUGAAGAAUCAAUUGAUGUAAUCUCAAGGUAA